Molecule: messenger RNA, 3470 nt
Organism: Zalophus californianus (California sea lion)
Lineage: Eukaryota; Metazoa; Chordata; Mammalia; Carnivora; Otariidae
Gene: DMPK
Product: DM1 protein kinase
Exons: 15
Coding region: 123-2018 (631 amino acids)
Biological process (GO): actomyosin structure organization; peptidyl-threonine phosphorylation
Cellular component (GO): cytoskeleton; cytoplasm
Molecular function (GO): protein serine/threonine kinase activity; ATP binding
Source: RefSeq, a predicted model, not a curated record
AGCCAGGGACAGGCAGACAUGCAGCCAGAGCCCCAAGGCCUGGACAGGGGCUGCCAGGCCCCGUGACCGGAGGACCCCGAGCCCCUGGCCCGGGGAGGGGGCCAUGGUGCUGCCUGCCCGACAUGUCAGCCGAGGUGCGGCUGAGGCGGCUCCAGCAGCUGGUGCUGGACCCUGGCUUCCUGGGGCUGGAGCCCCUGCUCGACCUUCUCCUGGGCGUCCACCAGGAGCUGGGUGCCUCCGACCUGGCCCAGGACAAGUAUGUGGCCGACUUCUUGCAGUGGGUGGAACCCAUCGCGACGAGGCUUAAGGAAGCCCGACUGCAGAGGGAUGACUUCGAGAUUCUGAAGGUGAUCGGACGCGGGGCGUUCAGUGAGGUGGCGGUGGUGAAGAUGAAGCAGACGGGCCAGGUGUAUGCCAUGAAGAUCAUGAAUAAAUGGGACAUGCUGAAGAGAGGCGAGGUGUCGUGCUUCCGCGAAGAGAGGGAUGUGUUGGUGAACGGGGACCGGCGCUGGAUCACGGAGCUGCACUUCGCCUUCCAGGAUGAGAACUACUUGUACCUGGUCAUGGAGUACUACGUGGGCGGGGACCUGCUAACGCUGCUGAGCAAGUUUGGGGAGCGGAUCCCGGCCGAAAUGGCGCGCUUCUAUCUGGCCGAGAUUGUCAUGGCCAUAGACUCAGUGCACCGGCUGGGCUAUGUACACAGGGACAUCAAACCCGACAACAUCCUACUGGACCGCUGCGGCCACAUCCGUUUGGCCGACUUUGGCUCCUGCCUCAAGUUGCGGGCAGACGGAACGGUGCGGUCGCUGGUGGCUGUGGGCACCCCGGACUACUUGUCCCCGGAGAUCCUGCAGGCCGUGGGCGGCGGCCCCGGGAUGGGCAGCUAUGGGCCCGAGUGUGACUGGUGGGCGCUGGGAGUGUUCGCCUAUGAAAUGUUCUACGGGCAGACGCCCUUCUACGCCGACUCCACGGCUGAGACCUACGGCAAGAUUGUGCACUACAAGGAGCACCUGUCUCUACCCCUGACCGAUGCGGGGGUCCCUGAGGAGGCUCGAGACCUCAUCCAGCAGCUGCUGUGUCCCCCUGAGAUGCGGCUGGGCCGGGACGGAGCAGGUGAUUUCCAGAAUCAUCCUUUUUUCUUUGGCCUUGACUGGGAUGGUCUUCGAGACAGCGUGCCCCCUUUUACGCCGGAUUUUGAGGGUGCCACUGACACGUGCAACUUCGAUGUGGUGGAAGACGGGCUCACUGCCAUGGUGAGCGGGGGCGGGGAGACGCUGACGGACAUGCGGGAAGGCAUGCCACUGGGGGUCCACCUGCCGUUUGUGGGCUACUCCUACUCCUGCAUGGCCCUCAGGGACGAGGAGGUCCCAGGCCCCACGGCCAUGGAACUGGAGGCCGAGCCCUUGCCUGAGCCACCUGUGCAAGCACCCAGCCCCGAGGCCACGGUGACCCCACCGGAGGAAACAGCUGAAACGGCGGUUCCGGAGGCCAUUCCAGCCUCGGCGGAGGCCCAGGAGGCCCAGGUGACGCUGCAGGAGCUCCAGGAGGCCCUGGAGGAGGAGGUGCUUACACGGCAGAGCCUGAGCCGGGAGCUGGAGGCCAUCCGCACGGCUAACCAGAGCUUUGCCAGUCAGCUCCGUGAGGCCGAGGCCCGGAACCGAGAGCUGGAGGCGCAUGUCCGGCAGCUGCAGGAGCGGAUGGAGCUGCUGCAGGCCGGGGGAGACGCAGCUGUCACGGGGGUCCCCAGUCCCGGGGCCACGGAUCCACCUUCCCAUCUAGAUGGCCCCCCGGCCGUGGCUCUGGGCCAAUGCCCGCUGGUGGGGCCAGGCCCCAUGCACCGCCGCCACCUGCUGCUCCCUGCCAGGGUCCCUAAGCCUAACCUAUCGGAGGCGCGUUCCCUGCUCCUGUUCGCCGUUGCUCUGGCUGCUGCCGCCGCCUUGGGCUGCACUGGGUUGGUGGCCUGCGCCGACCAUCUCGCCCCGGUCUGGCGCCACCCAGGAGCCGCCUUCGCCCCCUGAACCCUAGAACCCCAAGCCGGAGGGUUGGGUGACCUGGGCACCGCCCAGAAGCCGCUCCCACCGCCUCUGCGUUCACACCGUUCCAAGCGUGGGUGUCCGCCCCAGCUCCAGCCCUGUGAUCCGGGCCCGCCCCCUGGCGGCCGGGGAGGGAGGGGCCGGGCCCGCGGUCGGAGCACGGGGCUCCUGGAAGGCUUGUAACCGGGAAUGCUGCAGCUGCUGUUGGGGGGGCGGGGCGGGGAGAGCGCAGACCACUUCCUUCCUGCGGCCUGGCUGAGGCCCCGACAUGUAUGGGCAAACUGCGAUCUAGAGGAGGCAGCAGGGCCAGGGCUCGGCCAUCAGUUUUUCACCCUCCCCGCCUCCCCCCCCCCUCCGCCCCCGUCGGCUCGCAGACCACCAAUCCUUGCGCAUGAGGCCCUGCUAUCCUGGGAACGUUCUCCUCCCGCGGCUAACGUCUAGUGCGAGCUCCGCCCGCUCUCUCGGGAACCUUGUGCUUUUGCCAGCCCCGCUUUUUCGGGGACUCCCGCACCCUCCUCACGUAAGCGGCUCUCGGAGCCACCGCAGGCUCCGCCCGCCUCGGCAGUUUGGGUAUUUAUUGACCUGUCCUCCGACCCGCUGACAGGCUCCAGGACCCCAGCGCCCUAACCCACGUUUUGGAUGCACUGAGACCCCGACAUUCCUCAGUAUUUAUUGUCUCUCCCCACCUAGGACCCCACCCCCGAUCCUCGCGAAUAAAAGGCACUCCCGUCUUGCCCAAAGCUCUGAAGUCCCGGGUGUCCGCUCUCUUUGCGUUGCGGGAAGGAGCCUGCUCAGGGGGCCAAUCGGAAGGCGAGUGGAGGCAGCCAAUGGCCUGGCGGGAGGCUAGCGGGCCGCAGAGCUGACGAAUCAGGGCUGGGGCUGGGGGUGGGGACGCUGAGGGGCGUGGCCUCGGCAUCCGGCCAGGAGGAGAUGGCCAGCGAGCCACCAGGAGGCACCGCCCCCUGUCCAGCUGUGGCCCAGCUGUGCCACCCGCUCCCCGGGAAGAAGGGGGCUGGGCCGGCUGCGCGCGCGGCCAUCCUCCUACCACUGCGCCUGCGCGGGCCACGCGCCUCCGUUCCAGAGACUUGCUCAGGAAAAGUUGCUGCAAACUUUCUAACCCGUUUCCUCCGCCCCUUCUCCCUGCCAGACCCGCCCCCCUGCGGAGCCGGGAAUUCCGAGGGGCGGAGCGCAGGCGGCGAUGGGGGAGUGGGGGGGCCUUCAGAGGACUCUGGAGACGGAGGCGUGCAGAAGCUUAGUCUCGGGGCGGAGGUGGCUUCGCGCCCUUAGCCCUCCCGGACGGCCCGUUACCUUCUCCGUUGUCCCGAUGGGGAAACUGAGGCCCUGAGCCUGAGGCACACGCGGGGGGAGGCAAAAAAGCGCGGCCUGAGGCGGAGGGAAAACAAAAGGAGAAUCACGGACAGACGGGGAGGGGGGCGG